AUGUCGGACAUGAUACUAAAAGACAAUGAGAUUCUCCAUUAUCUUUUCUCGCUGCCAGAUGAUCCUGAGGAUUCGGAAGCUGAAGCUGAUUAUCUUGAAGAUGACAAUACUUCCGAUGCAGAGUCAUCUAGAAGUGGUAUGCCACAUGAGGUAUCAGGAAAUCGAACAGCAGGUGGUAGUUCAGACAUUUCACAAAUAACAAAUAACACUGACAGUAGAAUUGCAAAUGUCUUUCCUGAUAUUUUCGCUGAUGAGAACUCUUAUGAAAAGGCUGAACAUAAUGCAUGUGUUAUAAACACUGAAGAGACAGGAGAUCAAGAUAUGGAAGAACCUGUGAGAAGACUUUAUUGCUCGUGGCAUACUGACAGGGCAUGGAGGAAAAAUAUAUGUAUUAAAAUCAAAUCAAAGGAAAGACAGGUUGAAACUUAUAAGCUAGUGAGGAGUUUAAUGCAAGAAAGAGACGUCAUAACAUUUGAGCACGUAUUUCCUUUAGCUCUGGAGCGCCUGGUUUCAGAUCCUGUAACAGCGGUAUUUGGGUUCUACCUCCAAGAACAUUAUGCUAAAAGCACCAGGUGCUGGGCAUAUAGUUACAGAGCCAACAGUGGUAUCAAUACAAACAUGCAUAUUGAAAGGAUGCAUCGAAUAGUAAAAUACAUAUAUUUGCCUGGUAAACAUGUAAAACGGCUUGACAAAUUGAUUCAUGCAUUAAUGAGUUUCGUCAGGGACAAAUUACAAGACAGGCUCAUUAUUCUGACCAAGGGAAAACUGACAAGCAAACUCCAGGAUAUUCGCUCAAAGCAUGGCUUAAGUUUUGAAGUGGUUCAGGAACGCAUAGUUGAAGAAGGAAAAGGCUGGCUUGUACCAUCUACUUCUGAGUUGGGCGUCACUUAUUUUGUGCAGCAAAAUGUGCAAGACUGGAGCUGUAAAUUGAUUUGUAUUGACUGUCAGGCCUGCAUACAUCAACAGUCAUCCAGUUCAGUGAACGUCAGUAAUUUUCGUGAUGUUAAUGAUGACGAGGAUAUAUUACAUAUUUAUGAAGAAGGGGAAUCAGUAGCAAGUGAAAAAGAAAGUAUAUUGGUCGAACUCAGCAGAGGAAAUAUUGAAUCUUCAGAUUUAACUCAGGAGAAGGAGAAAAUGAAAAGCAAAUUGGCUGAAGUGAUUGACACAAUAUCUUCUCCAGGGCAACUGGAAGUUUUUAAACGCCAGCUGUCGAGCUUGAAAGCUACAUUAGCUGCUGUUGACUCCAAUAAAGAUAAUUCAGGAAUUGGCCCCUGCACUACUUCAUCAAGAAGGGAACAAAAUAUACAGCCUCAGAGACGGUUGUUCUCUACAAAGCAGAGGAGGAAAGUGCACCAUUUCGAGAAACCAAGUACAGCUGAGGCACAAGACAUUACUGUUUCUCUAUUACAAGACAGUCAAUAG
Schistocerca piceifrons (Central American locust) is the source of this 1422-nucleotide messenger RNA. RefSeq lists its product as uncharacterized. Bases 1 to 1422 code for a protein of 473 amino acids. The record is from RefSeq and is a predicted model, not a curated record. Lineage: Eukaryota; Metazoa; Arthropoda; Insecta; Orthoptera; Acrididae. The transcript has 4 exons.